AGGCCGUGUUGAGGCCGUGGAAAUUAUCAUUAAAGAUUAAAAAAGGCUCUGUCUCUUCUCCCGUUCAACCUUGAGUCUUCGAAGUGCGUGUGUGGAAUCCCCUCCGCGAGCUGAACAGGAUGACCGUGGCCAUGCAAGAGCCCUUAGUGCUUUUUGCGAGUUAAAAAGGGCGAGAAAGUUGAGUCGCAGAAUGGCAGAGGCUGGCCGGAACAGCGGAGGAAUGAACCAGCCGGGAAGAGGCUCUGCAUAUAGCACAAACUUCCCAUCACCUAUGACGUACCAGCCCAUGCAGGUACCACCAUUCCAAGCUGGGUAUCAAGACAUGUUUGUCCAGUCUUACCCAAGGGUGAUGCCCAUCUCACACUUCCAGGGUAAUGUACUCUGCCAAGACAGUUCCCAGUUUCAGGGGAGUGGACACUACCAAGGAGAUAACCAAUUUCAGAGCAACAGCCAGUUUCAGGCCAACAGCCAAUACCCAAGCUACAAUCACUUCCAGAAUAAUGCACACUUCCAAGGAAAUGGUCACUUUGAAGGAAAUAGCCACUUGCAGGGGAAUCAGUAUCCAGGGAACUUACAGUAUGAAGGAAAUUUUGUGAUACCUAGUAAUCCAGGAACAAGAAUGAUGUGUGAUGAAAACUACCAGACGUAUAUCGUAAACAAUGCAACACAGGUGCCAGGGAUGGACUUGCAAUCAAAUACAAGGCAGUAUAAUUCUGUAUCUCAUAGUGUAAGAAGAGGCCCACCGCCAAAGUCAAAUUUAAGGUAUAAUUCGGGAAAAUCAGAACAGAAUUGGCCUUUACCAGUGGGGCAAAGCAUGCUUCCAAGUGAUAGUCAAACUAUGGCAGCAUCUGGUAGUAGUACUGUUAAUGUCUCAAAGGGAAUAAACAAAAGUUCACCUGUGACUAGUGAUGGUUCUGUUGCAAAUGUUGUCAAUGCAAAUCCACCUCAAAAUAACUUAAGUUUUCAGAAUAGGACUUACUCUGGUAACAACAAAUCAGGGAAUACAGCAGGAAACUUUCCGAAAGAGUUACCCCAGAAUCCAAAUGAGGCUGAAAAUGGAGCGUUUGGAGGUGAAGCUAAAGUCAGUCCCCAAGGUAAUGAUAGUGAAGGUUUUGUAAAUGGAAUUUCAAGUGAAGGAGGUGUGAAGAAUAAGGGAAUGAAUCGGGGAAGGGGAGGAAGGGGUAGAAGAGGAGGAAGGCGAAACUAUGGAACAGACAGGCUGAGUCAAGGGCCAAACAUGCCUUACAACUGGUAUGAACCUCGAGGAGCUGCAUAUGACCAGGAUCAGAAGAAACGUGACAGGGAAAGUGCCCUGGCAGAGACUGCAGCAUUUAUGCAGAGGAUGAGUCUUGGCCGCACAGAUAACCCUCCAGCAAAGGAAGUUGAUAACAAUAAUGACAGAAGAUCUAGAGGUGGUCGAGGGAGAUAUGAUCGGGGUGGCAGUCAUGGAGGUGACAAGAGGCAGCAGAGGAACAAUUCUGAAGAGGAAAAGCAAGGGAAGGAAUGGAAGAACAGGCAGGUGCGAACUGAGGAUGGGAGGACAUAUAAUGGAGGUUAUAGCAAUGCUUAUGAUCUGGCUAAUAAUCAGGAAAGGCCUCUCAGGCAAGAAAAAAACUUUGGCCGCGGAAGAAAUGGACGUAAGAACAAUAAUGGAGAAGGGCAAGGAUUUGAUGGAGAGGUAGGAGAGAGGGAAGAAGGUACCUCAGCUCAGGGUCCAAAGCCAGGAAGAGGCAGGGGCAGAGGCAGAAAUGACAAUGGGAGAAAACUGUGGGGAAGCAGUGAGCAGAGUGAUGGGCCAGGGAGGGAGGUAGCCCAAGCACCAGUGAAGAAUGAACAGAAGGCAGAGAAGGAGAGCAGCCCUGUUUCAACACCCAGAGUAACAAGUUCAAGCAAAGAGGAUGAGCAGACCCAGAGGGACAGACUCAUGGAGCAGCUGAUGAAGGGAGUGUAUGAGUGCAUGGUGUGUUGCGACCGCAUCAAGCAGCAUCAUGCCAUAUGGUCCUGUGUCAACUGCUACAACUGCUUCCACUUAGGAUGCAUAAAGAAAUGGGCAAAAAGUUCCACUGGAGAGUCUGGCUGGAGGUGUCCAGCUUGCCAAGCAGCCACGCCAAAAGUCCCAAAUGCCUACCUUUGUUUUUGUGGUAAAUUGCGUGAACCAGAGUGGAACCGUCGUGACACACCACAUUCAUGUGGAGAGGUGUGUGGUCGAGGAAGGAAGAUUGAGUGGUGUAAUCAUAAGUGCACUAUUCUAUGCCAUCCAGGACCAUGCCCUCCUUGCACAGCAUACGUUAAGAAGUCCUGUCCCUGUGGAGCCAAAAGUCAGGACGUGCGCUGUAGCAUCACUGAGCCCUUCGUGUGUGAGGGAGUAUGUGGGAAGGUGCUGAAUUGUGGGGGCCACGCUUGUGAAAAGCUAUGUCAUUCUGGGCCCUGUGGUGACUGUCAGCAGGAAGUAGAGCAGAAAUGCUACUGUGGAAAGGAGAGCCGAGAAGUUCUAUGUACAGAAGAGACCUGUGGCAUAUCCUUGUUUGCAUGUGAGAAAAAAUGUAGUCGGAAGUUAGACUGUGGAAUUCACAUCUGUAUAGAGACCUGUCAUGAAGGAGAGUGCAAGCCUUGUGCCAGGGCCAUUACUGCCAUCACCAGGUGCCCCUGUGGCAAAGUUCCACUAGAGAAACUGUAUGAACGAGAUGGGGCGAUUCAGAGAAAGUCCUGCUCAGAUCCCAUACCCACCUGUAGCCAGCCCUGCCAGCGCACACUAAAAUGUGGUGUUCCUGGCUCAUACCAUGAGUGCCAGGCUCUGUGCCAUGAAGGUCCCUGCCCUCCCUGCCCUCUUGAGACUCCAGUUAAGUGCCGAUGUGGAGCUAUGGAUCAAAAUGUCUUGUGCUCGGAGCUCACUGCCAAGGCUGAUGAAGUUACCUGUAAAAAGCCAUGUAAAAAGAUGCGUCAGUGCAGCCGACACAAAUGUAGCACCAAAUGUUGCAUUGAUGUUGAUCAUCUCUGUACGCUGGUGUGUAGGAGGACAUUGAGUUGCGGCCUACACAAAUGCCAGGAACUUUGCCAUCGUGGGAAUUGUCCAAGGUGCUGGCAGACAAGUUUUGAAGAGCUGACGUGCCACUGUGGUGCGGCUGUGCUGUACCCUCCUGUGCCUUGUGGAACCAAACCACCACCGUGUGAACGACCCUGUAGCCGCCCACAGAGCUGUACUCACAUGGCAACUCACAACUGUCACCCAGAUGACACUUGCCCCCCUUGUACCAUCUUGGUUGAUAAGCCCUGUUUUGGUAACCAUAAGACAAUGCGAAGCACACCGUGUUACCUGAAGGCAGUGUCAUGUGGUGCCAUCUGUGGCUUUCCUCUCCCCUGUGGCUUGCACAAGUGCAUACGUGUGUGUCAUGAGGCCCCUUGCGUCCCAGCUGGAACCCUGUGCACGCAGAAGUGCAUGAAGCCAAGAGAGAACUGUGGACAUCCCUGCUCCAACCCUUGCCACAAUGGCCCCUGUCCUGAUAAUUCGUGCAAGGAGAUGGUAAAGAUUACUUGCACAUGUGGACACCGAAAGACCAUGCUGCAGUGUUCAGAAAAUGAUCGAGAGUACAGGGCUCUUGCAACUUCAUUGCUUGCAUCACAAAUGCAGAACAUGAAUAAUGGAAGUACUGUUGACUUGUCUGAUAUCUUUACUUCUACAACAAGGCCAGAUAAGUUAAAAAGACUUCAUUGCAAUGAUGAGUGCAUGCAGAUAGAGCGCAAUCGCCGUCUUGCAUUAGCUCUUCAGAUAGAGAAUCCUGAAACUCGUGAUAAACUUGGAAAUGCUUCUGUGCUCUUCUCCGAUUUUAUGAAAGAUGAAGCACGGAAGGAUCCCAAUCUUGCAAAGAUGGUUCAUGAUGCGCUAACAGAUCUUGUCCUCAAGGCAAAGGAGUCUAAGCAGAAGAGUCGCAGUCAUUCCUUCGCCCCAAUGAACAGAGAAAAGAGGCAGUUUGUCCAUGAAUACUGUGAGCAUUUUGGUUGCCAGAGUCAGUCCUAUGAUGAUGAACCUAAGAAAAACAUAGUUGCCACAGCUGUUAAAGGAAUGUGCUUCAUCCCCCCCAUAAGUGUGUUGACGCUUGUGCAACGGGAACAGGGCCAGAAGAAGGUGCCGGUGCCAGUGUGGUCAAGGAAGGCAACAACUGAGGACAGUCGACAAGGGAUGAAGAAACUAGAGAAGUCAAGCAGCAUAGAGAAAGAGACGGAGAGCGCGACAGCCAAGGCGCCUCCUAUAGAUUAUUUUGACUUUGAAAACUAAAUGCUUAAGGAUAUUGUUGGAGGAAAUGGAAACCCACAGAUAAGAAAGUUUGCCUCAAACUUGCUGAUAUUUAGACAUUUUUUGUACACUUUUGAGAGACCAUCACCUUCAUUUAUCCAGUGUUAAAAACUCCUGUUCGUUUGUUCAGUGCAGCUUCAGUUUUUCUUGUUUUGCAGAUUUAAAAAAAAAAAUCUCAGUUUGUUCCUUUUUUUUCUUCUUUUUUCUUGGAAUUAAAAAAAAAUUGUCAUAGCCAUUUGCAUCAUUGAAUGAUUCCAGGUUAUUGAGUUUGAAACAUGAAAACCAGUGCAUAUUUUUGUUAUUAGUCAUUCCUCCCUUUACAUAUCCUUCUAAUUCAUUCCUCAUUUACUUGGAGGAACUAUAUAUAUUAUGUGAUGAGAUUAGUGUCUAUAUAUACAAACACACCUAACUUUAUAUUCUAUUCUAUUCUAUUGAUGAUCUUUGGCUACGUCCCCCUUAGUGGAUUGUUUCAGAUAGUUGCUCUGAAGGCAGUGCCCUAGCCAAGAAAAGACCAUGCAUUAACAUAUUCGGUUUACUAUGUGACACUCAUAUUAAUGAAUAUUCAUAUAUACAUGUCAUAUAUACGGUUAUUUGGAUCUCUGUCCACUACUAUUUUUUUCUUUUCUUUAAUUAUCAGGAGUGGAAUUUGAAAACUGUUAUAUUGGUUUGAAAUAAAUGCAUAUUUGGAUUUCAUGAGGAAGAUUAUGACCAUAUUCAUAUAUUAUUCUGGCUCUGGUUAAUUUAAGGGAAUAAAGAGAAAAUAUGUAAA
Molecule: messenger RNA, 5060 nt
Organism: Penaeus chinensis
Lineage: Eukaryota; Metazoa; Arthropoda; Malacostraca; Decapoda; Penaeidae
Product: protein shuttle craft-like
Exons: 14
Coding region: 191-4273 (1360 amino acids)
Biological process (GO): negative regulation of transcription by RNA polymerase II
Cellular component (GO): nucleus
Molecular function (GO): zinc ion binding; RNA polymerase II transcription regulatory region sequence-specific DNA binding; DNA-binding transcription factor activity, RNA polymerase II-specific
Source: RefSeq, a predicted model, not a curated record